Pseudovirgaria hyperparasitica is the source of this 1401-nucleotide messenger RNA. RefSeq lists its product as uncharacterized. Bases 71 to 1294 code for a protein of 407 amino acids. NCBI's taxonomy places the organism in Eukaryota, Fungi, Ascomycota, Dothideomycetes, Acrospermales, Acrospermaceae. Gene Ontology annotation, molecular function: RNA binding. Gene Ontology annotation, biological process: maturation of LSU-rRNA from tricistronic rRNA transcript (SSU-rRNA, 5.8S rRNA, LSU-rRNA). The transcript has 3 exons. Gene Ontology annotation, cellular component: nucleolus. The record is from RefSeq and is a predicted model, not a curated record.
UAGAAUAAAUUGUACAGCACCAAAAGCACCUGAGUACUGUCGAGCAAGACCAGUUCCAUUAAUCGCAAACAUGGCGGCUUCUUUGAAGACCUCGAAGAGAAAAAUCGACACAGACUCCGUCCGAAAUACGAAGAAGGCCAAGAAUACUAAAGAAGCUCCUGUGCCUAACGACGCUGUGGAGCAGAAAGCCACCACAAAGAAUAUUACAAAGGCGGUUAACGAGCCUGUCGUCACCCAGAGCGGCUCAAAUGGGACCCGGAAAUCGACGCGAAAGCGUGCAGCCGAUUUCUUCGAGACGGAGCAAGUACUAGUAGCUCCUGUGACAGCACCGGCGUCCAAGAAAGUGAGGACUGUUAAGCCUGAAGGAGCCACCAAGGAGAAGAAGACUGUGAAGAAGACAGACCAGGAAGAAAUCGUUACCCUGAAGCUGGAGAGCAAAGUCACGAGGAAGGAUACUACCAAACCAAAGAAAGGCGAAUCGAAGCCAGCGACUGUCGAGUCAAAGCCCAAAAGAGAGGGAUUGAAGACUGUAAAGACCGAAUUAAAGUCUCAAGAGGAAGAGCCAAAGCCUUCCAAAUCUGAGUCAAAGCCUAAGAAAAGCUUAGCGAAGUUGAAGAAAGAAAGCAAGAUCUCCGAACCCGUUGAAGUGCCCUUUGACGAAGAUAAUGAGGGUGACGAGGUCGAUGACCAGACUGCAGAGCUCCUGAAAGGGUUCGAGAGUAGCGAAGAUGAGGAAGAGAUAGUGGUGGAUGAGCCCGCUGCUAUUGACAACGUUCCAGCCGCACCUAGUAGCAAAGCGCUUCAGAAAAGGCUCAAAGCUGCCGGAGACCACGUAGAAGAACGGGGCGUUAUUUACGUCGGUCGCAUUCCUCACGGAUUCUACGAGCACCAGAUGCGCGCAUACUUCUCACAAUUUGGAGAUAUCACCCGCCUUCGUCUUUCCCGCAAUAAAAAGACAGGCCAGUCUAAACACUACGCAUUCGUCGAGUUUGCGUCUUCGGAGGUCGCUAAGAUCGUUGCUAACACGAUGGACAAAUAUCUCAUGUUCAACCACAUUUUGCAAGUCCGCACAGUACCGAAGGAGCAGGUACACAAGAAUCUCUUCGCCGGCGCCAACUCGAGGUUUAAGGCAGUGCCACGUAAUAAGUUGGCUGCAAAGCACCUUAGACAGCCUCUACACAAAGAAGGCUGGGAGAGGAGGAUCACUAAAGAAGUGAAGAGACGCUCAGUAAAGGCUGCGCAGCUCAAGGAGAUUGGAUACGAAUUUAAAGCACCUGCAAUCAAGAGCGUGUAAAGUCACUUCCAUUUUGUGGAAUUCAAAAGUAAUAGACCGGUCAGUAUCUGGCAGUAUAAUGAAUUUAACGCAAGUCAUAUUUUAAAAAAUAUUGGUAAUUUUCCUUU